This is a messenger RNA of Impatiens glandulifera, 1579 nucleotides long. RefSeq names its product protein CLP1 homolog. Gene Ontology annotation, biological process: tRNA splicing, via endonucleolytic cleavage and ligation. The coding region runs from base 139 to 1461 and encodes 440 amino acids. Lineage: Eukaryota; Viridiplantae; Streptophyta; Magnoliopsida; Ericales; Balsaminaceae. The transcript is spliced from 10 exons. The record is from RefSeq and is a predicted model, not a curated record. Gene Ontology annotation, molecular function: polynucleotide 5'-hydroxyl-kinase activity. Gene Ontology annotation, cellular component: mRNA cleavage factor complex; nucleus.
UUGCAGGGUACUGCAGCCGCCGCCUCAGACUCACUUCUUUCCCUUUGUCCCAGUUUAGUUCAUCCGCAGGACCAAGGAACCCAGAUAGUGAACUUAAAAGAGAGACAUUUUUUCGAAGAAGAGAGGGUUGGACCAAUCAUGGCGUAUGGUGGAGCGGCCAUGGGUCCACCGGCGGCAGCAGUGGCGGGACAGCAAACUAAGAAAGAGGUUAAACUUGACAAAGAGUGUGAGAUCAGAAUCGAAGUAGGACCGGAAUCGCCUCUUCGCCUCCGUCUCCUCAAUGGGAUUGCCGAAAUAUUUGGCACCGAAAUUCCUCCAGGAAUUUGGCUCACUUUCCCUCCCAGACUCAAAUUUGCUGUUUUCACAUGGUAUGGAGCAACAAUUGAAAUGGAUGGUAUCACUGAAACUGAUUAUACAGCAGAUGAGACCCCAAUGAUAAGUUAUGUGAAUGUGCAUGCUAUAUUGGAUGAACGCAGAAAGCGUGCUAAAAAUUCAUCUGGUGAUUCAGAGGCUUCCCAGGGACCCAGGGUUAUUGCUGUUGGACCUACGGAUUCUGGAAAGAGCACCUUGUCAAGAAUGCUUCUAAGUUGGGCAUCCAAACUUGGUUGGAAGCCUACUUUUGUGGAUUUGGACGUAGGCCAAGGUUCUAUAACUGUUCCUGGAUGCAUUGCUGCUUCACCUAUAGAAAUGCCUAUUGAUCCUGUGGAAGGGAUCCUGCUUGAGAUGGCUCUUGUUUACUUCUAUGGAUAUGUCAAUCCUGGUUUGAACCCAGAUUUGUACAAGCUACUUGUCAAAGAACUUGCUCAAGUUCUAGAGAAACAAUUCACUGGAAACGCUGAAUCUCGAGCUGCAGGAAUGGUUAUCAACACCAUGGGAUGGAUUGAAGGUCUUGGAUAUGAGCUUCUUCUCCAUGCCAUUGACACGUUCAAAGUCGAUGUUGUCCUGGUUUUAGGUCAGGAGAAACUCUAUAGUAUGCUUAAGGACGUGUUGAAAAGCAAACCUAAUGUGGAUGUUGUGAAACUUCAGAAAUCAGGUGGUGUGGUAUCUAGGAGUCAGAAAGCUCGUCAAAAAUCCAGAAAUUACAGAAUAAAGGAAUACUUUUAUGGCCUCUCAAAUGAUCUAUCUCCGCACUCAAAUACUGCGAAUUUUAGCGAUAUAUCAGUUUAUAAAAUUGGUGGUGGACCACAAGCCCCACGCUCAGCCCUGCCUAUUGGUGCUGAGCCUGUUGCAGAUCCAACAAGAUUGGUCCUAGUGAAUAUCUCUCAAGAAAUGCUCCACUUGGUUGUUGGUGUUUCAUAUGCGAAAGAGCCUGAUCAAAUUAUAUCAAGUAACGUGGCUGGAUUCCUCGUUAUCACAGGCAUUGACAUGCAAAGGAAGAAGAUCACAUACCUUGCACCAUCAGGUAGUGAGCUUCCCAGCAAAUAUUUGCUCCUCGGAAAUUUAUCUUGGGUUGAAGCCUGAAGCGCCUAUUAUUAAAGCCUUUGACGGUCAAUCUUCCAUUGCUUUACUCAAAAACCGUUGUAAUUAGAACAAUUGGGUUAUUUUUGUUUCUUAACAUAUUUUUGGAAGAAUGCUAGUU